AUGCCCGAGGGAAAUCAGAGCAUGAUAACGGAAUUCAUCCUCACUGGAUUCCCAGGACUUCAUCCACAGUACCAACACCUUGCCUCAGCAGUACUGUUCUUAGUUUAUUUUUUAACUGUGACAGGCAAUGUCAUAUUUCUUUUUUUAUUUGCAACCGACCGCAGCCUUCAUAAACCGAUGUACUACAUCAUUUUAAAUCUGAGUGUAUGUGACCUUCUCUUUAGCACAACCACUUUACCUAAGAUCAUCAGUAAGUAUUGGUUUCAGUCAGGGAGCAUUUCUUUCACCGCUUGCUUUGUUCAAAUGUACUUUGUCCACUAUCUUGGCACAGUGAAUUCCUACAUCCUGUUCCUCAUGGCUUUAGAUAGGUAUUUGGCGAUCUGCCAUCCUCUCAGAUAUCACCUCAUUCUUAAAAACUCCACAAUCCUCAUUCUCAGUAUUACCGCAUGGGUUGUUGCCAAGGCACCCUCUUUAAUGUUAGUAAUUCGGGCCUACCCUCUUCCUUACUGUGCCUCAAACAUAAUCAACCACUGCUACUGUGAUCAUAUUGGUAUAACGAUGCUAGCAUGCACCAACAGGGCCCCUUAUGGUUUUCCUGCUUUUGUGUUGGCAAUGAUUAUGUUACUCGGACCUCUGUCAUUCAUCAUUUUCUCAUAUUGCUCUAUUAUUAUUGCAGUAUUCAAGAUAGCAAAUUUACAAAGUCGCAUGAAGUCUCUGUCCACUUGUAGCACUCAACUGAUUAUAAUCUCGCUCUAUUAUUUACCCAGAUGUUUUGUAUAUUUAGCAAGCAAUGUUGGUAUUAAAUUUAGUGCUGAUAUGAGAAUAGUAAUCAUCAUGCUGUACAGCCUUUGCCCCCCCAUGAUUAAUCCACUUUUAUACUGCUUAAGAGCUAAAGAUAUGAGAGAAAGCUUACAGAAGCAUUUCAAGAAAAAGGCUGCUCCACAAAAAGCACAAGUUUCAGCUAUCAGUGACUAA
Messenger RNA from Plectropomus leopardus (leopard coralgrouper), 975 nucleotides. Its product is annotated as olfactory receptor 2AT4-like. The record is from RefSeq and is a predicted model, not a curated record. Gene Ontology annotation, biological process: G protein-coupled receptor signaling pathway. Gene Ontology annotation, cellular component: membrane. Lineage: Eukaryota; Metazoa; Chordata; Actinopteri; Perciformes; Serranidae. Gene Ontology annotation, molecular function: G protein-coupled receptor activity; olfactory receptor activity.